This is a messenger RNA of Penicillium canescens, 1566 nucleotides long. RefSeq lists its product as uncharacterized. The coding region runs from base 1 to 1566 and encodes 521 amino acids. Lineage: Eukaryota; Fungi; Ascomycota; Eurotiomycetes; Eurotiales; Aspergillaceae. Gene Ontology annotation, cellular component: nucleolus; TRAMP complex. Gene Ontology annotation, molecular function: mRNA binding; poly(A) RNA polymerase activity. The record is from RefSeq and is a predicted model, not a curated record. Gene Ontology annotation, biological process: RNA 3'-end processing. The transcript has a single exon.
AUGGUGACAUCCACUCCGGUGUCUCUGAUCUCGACAUGCCUCGGUGAAGCUUCUAUGCAGCGAUAUUUCCGACCUCUUCUCUCCUUCCGUCCAUUCCACAGCUCUGUUGCGGCAGCCAAGACACCCGAUCUCUUCGCUAACAGCCUCCGCAAGACCCUAGAGGCUCAUCGAUCCGCCAAUCGGGCUCGGCUCGUCCGAAAAAUAUACCCGAAAGAAGAUCCCCCGGGACUGUGGCGCCCUGAGAUCCCAGUCGAGAGUCGCGCGGGCUACCAACCGCCGACGGAGCCAGCUCUACCAAAUUCAGAAUACUCACCUGAUACCCCCAAACCGACAUCUAAGAAAAACCAAAGCAAGCGCAAAGAUAAUAUUGAGGCGCGGUCUCGUCAACCAUCCCUUGAUCGAGCUGGAGGAGAUGCGAUUCAACCGGCAGGGAAUGGGCGGCCGGAACAAUCUCCAUGGCUGAAAGGUCUGGCUCUGCCUCGUGCCAAUGGCGAGACAAGCCUGGACAUGGAGAUCCGCGCAUUGGACCAGUACCUUAUGCCCACUUCUCAAGAGACAGACCAAAUCGAAAAGCUCAGGGCAGAGGUAGCCUCACUUCUUGAGGCGGUAGUUCCGCACGCACCCAGAAUAAUUGGAUCGCACUGCACCGGUCUUGUCCUGGCGCACUCAGAUCUCGAUUUCAUCUUACCAUAUGAGGACCUUCCACGUUCACCAGAUCGCGAUCGAAAACCCAGUCCUACCCGGCCUCAGAUUCAAGAUGCCCAUAUCCGCCUCCUCCGUCAAGUCGAGAGAGCCUUGCAACAUACUGAUGCGUUCAAUGGCCAGGUUCAAUUAUCUGACAAGCGCAACCCUGCGUUAUCAGCUCGGCACCGGCCAACGGGACUUUUGCUCCAAUUCUACUGUGGUGAGGGUGUCCCUGCCAUUACGGAGUAUCUGCAGGAUUACCAGGCCGAGUAUCCCGGCCUCCGGCCUCUGUAUGCCACAACGCGUACAUUGCUAGAGGCGCGCGGCCUGUUCGGCUCACCUCAGGCGAGCAUUGGACCAGAUGGGCUAGCCAUGCUCAUCGUGGCCUUCCUCAAGAUGAACCACGGCCGUUUCACAGGGCCCAAUCGCCUCGGUGACCAAUUCCUUGCCCUCUUGCAUUUCUAUGGCACUGAAGUUGACCUUCAGUCCGUCGGCAUCGCAGUGGAUCCUCCUGGACUCUUCGACGCGAGCUCAUUACUAGCUACCUCAGAUGUUGAUGAACUCGCCCACCAGCGCGGCCAACGUUCUCUCAUCAAUACCAAGCGUACCGCCGCAGCAAAGGGGAACCAUCUUGUUGCACACCGGCUGUGCAUCCAAGAUCCGACCCAUUAUAUGAACGAUCUGGGCCGUUCAUGCACUCGCACAUCUGAGUUGCAGGGCGCUUUCGUGACUGCGCAUCAACAGCUUCGUCAAGCAUGCGACAAUUGGACGAGUAACGGCAAGAACAGGAAUUUGAGUAUUCUUACGACUGCCCUGCAUGCCAACUUUGAUACCCUGGAGAACGUUCGCAAUCAGCUCGUGUACCUGGGUAACCAUUCCUAG